Molecule: messenger RNA, 771 nt
Organism: Callorhinchus milii (elephant shark)
Lineage: Eukaryota; Metazoa; Chordata; Chondrichthyes; Chimaeriformes; Callorhinchidae
Gene: hvcn1
Product: hydrogen voltage-gated channel 1
Exons: 5
Coding region: 19-705 (228 amino acids)
Biological process (GO): proton transmembrane transport
Cellular component (GO): plasma membrane
Molecular function (GO): voltage-gated proton channel activity
Source: RefSeq, a predicted model, not a curated record
CUGUAAGACACUGUGCCGAUGGCAAAGAUCCUCAAGCAUUUCAGCACCGUGGGUGAUGAUUAUCACAGGUGGUGGGAGGAGGAAGAGGAAGAUGAACACAAUGAAACUGUGGAAGUUACUGAACAACCAACCCUUCCGUCUGACUUCAGGGCUUCUCUCAAACGACUGUUCAACUCUGAUACGUUUCAGAUUACCAUCGUGUGUCUGGUUAUCCUGGAUGCAUUAUUCGUGCUUUGUGAAUUGCUGAUGGAUUUAACGAUCAUAAGGACGGACAAAGAUAAAAUAGCUCCCCAGGUGUUUCACUAUCUGAGCAUUACUAUCUUGGCUUUUUUUUUACUGGAACUGUUCGGCAAACUCUACGCCUUCCGCUUGGAGUUCUUUCGACAUGUUUUUGAAGUCCUGGACGGGAUCAUUAUCCUCAUCUCCUUCGUACUUGACGUUAUCUACAUUUCCCGGGAGGAUAUUUUCGAUGGCAUGGGAUUACUGAUCCUGCUCCGACUCUGGAGAGUGGCCAGGAUAAUUAACGGAAUUCUCGUCUCUGUGAAGACACGGGCUCAAAGGAAGGUAACAAAGCUGAAAAACAUUAAUGCUGACCUGGUGCGGAAAGUGGAUGUCCUGCAAGCUGAACGCACCGAGCAGGCGCAGGAAGUUGAACGGCUACGCAGAUUACUCCAACAACACUGGAUUAACAACCAGACUAAUUGAGAAAUCCCUUUAGGGCAAAGCAUUGUUUGAGGAACUUAAUCAGGAGUUAUUUUCGUAAAAUUAUCU